Molecule: messenger RNA, 2185 nt
Organism: Grus americana (Whooping crane)
Lineage: Eukaryota; Metazoa; Chordata; Aves; Gruiformes; Gruidae
Gene: EEF1AKMT4
Product: EEF1A lysine methyltransferase 4
Exons: 3
Coding region: 34-792 (252 amino acids)
Molecular function (GO): S-adenosylmethionine-dependent methyltransferase activity
Source: RefSeq, a predicted model, not a curated record
GGCACGUGGCGCCCGGUGCUUCCCCCGCCCGGCAUGGAGCGGCGGCGCGCGCCCGCCGCCAACCGCCGUUACCGGCAGCGCCGCUUCUGGGACGCGCUGUACCGGCAGGAGGGCGCCGAGCCCCGGGAGUGGCUGGGGGGGCUGUCCCGGUUCCUCCCGCAGCUGGAGGCCGAGUUGCGCCCCGGUGACCGCAUCCUCGUUCUCGGCUGCGGCAACAGCGCCCUGAGCCACGACCUGCACGAGCUGGGCUACACCGACGUCACCAGCAUCGACUUCUCUCCCGCCUGCAUCGCGGCCAUGCGCGCCCGCUACGCCUGCUGCCCCGGCCUGCGCUGGGCCGUCAUGGACAUCCGCGCCCUCGCCUUCCCCGAUGCCACCUUCGACGUGGUGCUGGAGAAGGGCACCCUCGACGUGCUGAUGGUGGAGGAGACUGACCCGUGGGAUGUCUCGCCCCAGGCGACCGCUGCGAUGCACCGGGUGCUGGCAGAGGUGAGCCGGGUGCUGCGCCCAGGGGGCUGCUUCAUCUCCAUCACCUUCGCCCAGCCCCACUUCCGCAAGCCCCACUAUGCCCAGGAGGCCUUCGGCUGGUCCCUGCGCCACACCGCCUGCGGGGACGGGGACGCCAGUGCCUUCCACUACUUCCUCUACGUCAUGCGCAAGGGGCAGCUCCUGGACCCCUCGGACCUGGCCCUGGGGCGCCGGCUGCACCAGCCCCCCCCACCCCCUGCCCCGCCACCGCCCACUGCCCCCCCAGACAAUGAUGAAGACUAUCUCCUUGCCAUCCAGCUGUGACGGGGGGGGGGGGGGGGGGCUUCCCUGGUCUCCCUGCCCACCCAGUAAAGCCUUAAGCUGCUCCACCCUCGUGGGUGGGGGACGGGGAACCAGUGCGUUUGCCCCCCCGGCUGCCCAGUGAUGUGAGGAAUAGCAGGAAGGGGGGGGUUGGCCUCUUCCCAGGGGCAAUGGGAUGCUCUGGGGAGCGGGAAAUGCUGUGCCCCCCCCCCGGCCCUUCCCUCACAUGGCUGGAGAGCAGCCAGGGCUCCAGGCUUUGCAGCCAGUAAUGAAACCAAAUCGGGUUUAAUUCCACCCAUCCAUCUUGUGGGGAGCAGCUCCCUGCCCACCCACGCCCCCCGGCAGAGGCUGCGGGCAGGAUGGGGCUGCUGGCACUGGGUGCAGGUGGUAGGAUGGGGGGUCCCUGCUGCCCCUCGUCCUGCCACGGGACCCCCAGACCAGCUUCCUCGGCCAUGGGGGUGCACAAGGGCACAGUGUCCUUGUCACCCCCAGCCAGGCAGAGGGGGGGGUCCGGGUUGGGACGUGGCAGUGCGGGGCUGGGGGCACUGCAGGGUGCAUGUGCAGGCAGAGUGGCAUGUCCGCCCCUGUCCCCCUCCAUCCCCGCUCCUGGCUGCGGUGACAACCCCGGUGUGCCACACACGCCCGGCCUGUGUCUGCCCGUGCCUGGGGCCGACAGCGCGGUGACAGGCGUGCGCCGGGGCUGGUGACAGGCGUGCCACCGUGUGCCGGCAGGGCUGGCUCUGCGCGGGUGCUGGUGUGGCGGCUGCAGCGGGUGUUACCGGGGGUGUCCCCAGGGACUGUUUGGGCACCAAACCCCCUGGGGCGGGUGAUGUCAGGGGGGCACAGAGAGGACCCCUUCUUGGAGGGACGGCGGUAACAUACCGAAGAGGCGUGACCGCCGGGUGCUAUUUCUGGCAAAAGGUGUAUGUGGGUCAGCCGGUGGCUCCCCCCGCGCCAGGAGCUGGCGAAGGAUUCUGGGGUCAGCCUCCCCCCCCCACGCCAUGCCACCCCAUCCCGCAGGCACCCUGAAAACCAGCUGGCGCCUGGGAGGGACAGAAAGGAGCAGGUGAACGCCGGCCUCGCCUCGGUACAUGAAUGUAUUUUAUUCAUCGCAUUUUGUUCACCAGUACAGUGAAAAAUGGCAUUUAAAUUUACAAUGGAUCAUUCGUAGAACAUCAUGACACAAGUAUCUUUUUUUUCCUUUUUUUUUUGUGUUUUUUUUCUUGGUUUUGUUUUUUGUUUGGUUUUUUUUUUUGUUGUGGUUUUUUUUUUGCGUCGUUGUCUCCAUAAAUGCCACUCGUAGGUUAUUGAAAAAGAUGACGAGUUUCUCAUGCACAUCAGACCCCCCAAGAAGCUUCUUAAAAAAUAAAAUUAAAUUAAAGUACAAAAUUAAAAA